Messenger RNA from Musca vetustissima, 2947 nucleotides. RefSeq lists its product as uncharacterized. The transcript is spliced from 10 exons. Gene Ontology annotation, biological process: sphingolipid metabolic process. The record is from RefSeq and is a predicted model, not a curated record. Gene Ontology annotation, cellular component: lysosome. Bases 8 to 2944 code for a protein of 978 amino acids. NCBI's taxonomy places the organism in Eukaryota, Metazoa, Arthropoda, Insecta, Diptera, Muscidae.
UUCGAUCAUGAAACAAACGAAUAUUGGCCUGUGUGCCAUUGUAGCCCUUGUGGCUUUGUUGGGUUUGAAUGCAGUUAAUGCAUCUCCUGUUCACCAACAACAACAAUUGGUGGGAGCAAACAAAUGCACCUGGGGACCAACAUACUGGUGCAGUAACAUAACCAAUGCUAAAGGUUGUAAUGCUGUACGUCAUUGCAUUCAAACGGUUUGGGAGAGUCAUCAGGUUCCCGUUGACAAUGAUUCCAUUUGCCAGAUCUGUAAGGAUAUGGUGACACAGGCACGCGAUCAAUUGCGUAGCAAUGAAACCAUGGAAGAAUUAAAGGAAGUCUUUGAGGGCUCCUGCAAUUUGAUACCCAUUAAAAUUGUUAAGAAGGAAUGUUGCAAAUUGGCCGAUGAUUUUAUACCCGAAUUGGUUGAGGCUCUAUCAUCACAAAUGAAUCCAGAUCAAGUCUGUUCGGUGGCUGGCCUCUGUAAUAAUGCCGAAAUUGAUCAACUUCUACACAAAUAUUACACCGCUUCCCUUGAUGGAACAUUACGUGAAAGCGAAGAAGAUACAUCCAGUGAAGAAGCUGCUGUAACAAAAAUGAUAACUACAGCUCCUGAAACACCUAAAAAGGCAUCAUUGACUUGUGGCAAUUGUUUCAAUAUGGCCACUCUGUUGACCAAUAAAUUCCAAUCCAGCAAUCGUGAUGAUAUCUUGGAAAAUAUGUUACAUCUGUGCGGUGAAAUGUCUUCAUUCUCGGAUGCUUGUGCCAACAUUGUGUUGACCUAUUUCAAUGAUAUAUAUGAUCACAUCAAAGACAAUCUUGAACCAGCUGGUGUUUGUCACAUCUCGGGUGUAUGUGCUGCCAAGUACCAUCAACAUCCCGAAGAUCCCAAAGAAGAAGAACCCAUUGAUUUAAUGGCUCCCGGUAAUGAUGAUAUUCCAUGUGAAUUGUGUCAACAAUUGGUACAUCAUUUGCGUGAUCUCUUGGUGGCCAAUACCACAAUGGAAGAAUUCAAACAGGUCAUGGAAGGUCUAUGCAAUCAAACUAAAGGUUUCAAGGCCGAAUGUUUAAGUAUUGUUGAUCAAUACUACAGUGUAAUCUACAAAUCGUUGGUUGAUAAUUUGGAUGCCAAUGGUGCCUGCUUCUUGAUUGGUGUAUGCCCCAAGGGAUCAGAUGCCAUGUACAAGAGCGAUAUAAUGCCAAUGUUGCCCGCCAUACCGCCAGCAGAGGUAAAAAUAACCAUUCGCAAGAAGUUGGGUGCCCAUGAACCUAAAUUCACCCAGGAAGAACUUAAAGAUAUGACCUUGCCAAUUGAUCAUUUGAUGGGUGCCGCCAAUCCCUUCCAGCUGGUCAACAACGGUGAAUUAUGUACCCUUUGUGAAUAUCUAUUGCACUUCAUUCAAGAGACAUUGGCCACACCCUCCACCGAAGAUCAAAUUAAACAUACCGUCAAGAAUAUCUGUCACAAAUUCCCUGCCAGUGUUCGUGGCAAAUGUGAUGAUUUCGUUGAUAUGUAUGGUGAUGCUGUUGUGGCUCUAUUGAUUCAAGGACUAAAUCCUGUUGAAAUUUGUCCCAAAUUGCAAAUAUGCCCCAAACAUCAUGAAAACCACAAGGAUAUGGAAGUGUUUUCACCCAAGGCCACCGAUGAACAGGAUAAGCCAACAUGUCCUCUUUGCCUGUUUGCUGUUGAACAAGCCCAGGAGAAGAUCAAGGGUGACAAGUCGAAGAAAAACAUUAAAAAUGUAUUGGAUAAUUUGUGCACACACUUGCCACAAAAACUACAAAACGAAUGUGUCGAUUUUGUCGAUACCUAUUCUUCGGAAUUGAUUGAUAUGUUUAUUAGUGACUUUAAGGCCAAUGAGAUCUGUGUUGCUUUGAAAUUGUGUCCAAAGACAAACAACUAUUUGAACGAAUUGGGUAUCAGCGUUGAAGAUGAUAGCUCCAGCCAAGAAAUCGAUAAUGAUAUGUCCUUUAACGAAAUAAUUUCUCACGAUGAAAUGCCCGUUGAAAUUGUUUUCCAACAGCAUGUCGAAGGUAUUACCCCCAAUUGUUUGUUGUGCGAGGAAAUGGUUAAAAUUGCCGAGAAGCGUAUCAACAAAAACACCACAAAGGAUGACAUCAAAAAGGCUUUGGAAAAAUCAUGUGAAAAAAUGCGCGCCAAUUUGCGACCAAAAUGCCACAAAUAUGUUGAUAAAUAUGGUGACAAAAUCGCUGAAUUUUUAUUGAAGGAAAUGGACCCGAAAUUGAUUUGUGCCGAAUUGGGUUUGUGUCUCUUCAGCGAACAGGAAGAUUUGGAAAUCGAUGAAGCCUUGAAAUACGAUGUCAUUGCAAUGCCACAGGAAAAUGUUGUUUCGCCUAAAAAUGGCCGUUAUAGCGGCUUAGAUGAAUCGAUGACCGUACAAGAGCCACCCACCUGUGUGUUGUGUGAAUUUGUUAUGACAAAGCUUGAAAACGAUUUGAAAAAUAAAACCGAACAGGAUGAUAUUAAGCGUGCCAUUGAAACUAUAUGCAAUCGUAUGCCCAAGACCGUGGCCAAGAGCUGUGAUAAGUUUGUUGAGCAAUAUGCCAAUGCGAUUAUUUCGCUGAUUGGUAGUGUGCCACCCAAAGAGAUAUGCCAACGUAUGCAGUUGUGUUUUGCUGGCUUGGAUGAAGUUGUUAAUGAUGAAGUCAUUGAGUGCGGUGUUUGCCAUGGAGCAUCUUCUUCACUUUUGCCCUAUUUGAGAAAGCAUACCGAACAUGAUACCAUUAAUGUCAACGAUUUGAUUGAACUUGCCUGUGAAAAUGUACCAGCUAAAUAUUAUAAGAUUUGCUCUGAAAUGAUUCAAGUUUAUGGCAAGAGCAUUAUGCAUUUGUCCGAGAGCAUAGUUAUUGAUGAAUCCAGCAUUUGUUCCCAAAUUGGCAAAUGCUAUAAUCAUGAAAGAUCUUCAUUGGCUUUUGCCAGAAUUUCCGGUAUGUGAAAA